ACCGAACCUCCCAAUCCUCCCUCUCCUCCCACACGCCGCCACUCACGAUGCAGCCGACGCGCAUCCUCCAGGCGCUGCGUUACCGCCGGCUGCGGCUGACGACCAAGGACGUAAACAAGGGCUUCUACAAGGGCACGCGCACAGGGUCCAUGGGCCGGCACACGAAGCACGGCGGCUACAUCAUCGACUGGAACAAGGUGCGUACCUAUGUCUGCCCGCCGCUCGACGGCUUCAAGCUCACGCCGUUCGUGACGCGCAACAUGCCCCGAACGUUUGGUCAGUACGAGACGAAGCUUGGGCCAAAGGAUCCUGCGGUGUAUCUUGCGCGAUGGAAGGCCGAGAACGGGCUGGAUUAAGGGGAUGAGCAGGUCUUGCGGUAUCAGCUAGGCUUUGGUUAGGGAAGAAAAAUCGUGGGGGAAGAAUGGAAGCCAGCGGGUCGCGGACUGACGUCCUGUCAACUGCUCUCUUGGGAGAGAUAGGGCCCAUUGUCUCAUGGGAUGGCGUUCGGCGUUUCUGAAACUUGCAUCCGUAUGUAUACAAGUAUACUACUAGUACAACCAACACCGUUUUCGUCG
Parathielavia appendiculata is the source of this 575-nucleotide messenger RNA. RefSeq lists its product as uncharacterized. Gene Ontology annotation, biological process: translation. The record is from RefSeq and is a predicted model, not a curated record. The transcript is spliced from 2 exons. The coding region runs from base 48 to 356 and encodes 102 amino acids. NCBI's taxonomy places the organism in Eukaryota, Fungi, Ascomycota, Sordariomycetes, Sordariales, Chaetomiaceae. Gene Ontology annotation, cellular component: mitochondrial large ribosomal subunit. Gene Ontology annotation, molecular function: structural constituent of ribosome.